Periconia digitata is the source of this 783-nucleotide messenger RNA. The record is from the annotation of a GenBank genome assembly. NCBI's taxonomy places the organism in Eukaryota, Fungi, Ascomycota, Dothideomycetes, Pleosporales, Periconiaceae.
UUCCGUGAAAAAGGAUCGAAGAUGGGACUGAAAUCUCUCCUCGUUGUUUCGCUGGCGGCUCUGGGGAGCGCCGUGCCGGUUGCGAACCCGCUUGAAGCGAUCCGGGCUGCUGGUCCUGCUGCCGGUGUUGUCAUCACCAAAUGCAGUGCGCCCAACCAGAUCGCUCUGGCAUAUGACGAUGGCCCAUACCAAUACACGCAGAGGCUUGCUCAGAUUUUGAGCAAUGGCGGAGCAAAGGGCACUUUCUUCGUGACUGGCACGCUCUAUGGAUGCAUCUACAACCAGCGUGCAGCCGUCAAGGCCGCGUACGACGCCGGCCACCAGAUCGCCUCGCACACAUGGAGCCACCCCUCAAACUUCGGCAGCAUGUCCUCGGGUGAUCUUACCCAGCAGAUGCAGCGCCUGGAACAGGCCCUCGUCAACAUCAUCGGCGUCAAGCCCACCUACAUGCGACCUCCGUACCUUGCAACGGGCGGAAGCGUACUGUCCACGAUGAAGACGCUGGGAUACCGCGUCAUCACCGACGACGUCGACUCGGAAGAUUGGAAUGGCAAGACCCCGCAGCAGAGCCAGCAGAAGUUCCAGCAGGCCGGUGCCGGUGGAAACGGACACAUCCCGCUCAUGCACGAGACGUACCAGAGCACAGUCGAGACAUUGACGCCUUGGUUGAUCAACUGGGCCAAGCAGAACAACUUGAAGAUGGUCACUGUUGCCGAGUGCCUGGGAGACACGGCUGCGGGUGCUUAUGUGCCUGGAACUUCCAAUGGCCAGGGUUCUUGCUGA